CCUCGCGAGAGGUGAGGUUGAAGCUGUCUCCGCCAUCUUGGAGAUGGGAGAUAGGCGAUGGCUGUGGUCCUUCUGCUAAUGCAAACAAUAAAACGGGCACAUUAGUCUGCCUCGAGUGAGACCGUCAUCACUGUAACUGUUGAUCAAAACUACAGAAGAAGCGAGGGUGUCCAAGCCAAGCGCGAGACACUGAGAGCCGCUUCACCUGCCUUCUGGGGCGGCAGAAACGAAGUAACUGAGGACUGGAAAGAUGGUGCAGUCCUGCUCCGCCUACGGCUGCAAGAACCGAUACGAUAAGGAUAAGCCUGUUUCUUUCCACAAGUUUCCUCUUACUCGACCCAGUCUUUGUAAACAAUGGGAGGCAGCUGUGAGAAGAAAAAACUUUAAGCCCACCAAGUAUAGCAGUAUUUGUUCAGAACACUUUACUCCAGACUGUUUCAAGAGGGAGUGCAACAACAAGUUGCUGAAAGAGAAUGCUGUACCUACAAUAUUUCUUUGCACUGAACCGCAUGAUAAGAAGGAAGAUCUUCUGGAGCCACAAGAACAGCUUCCCCCGCCUCCUUUAACACCUCCCAUUUCCCAGGUUGAUGCUGCUAUUGGAUUACUAAUGCCUCCUCUUCAGACCCCUGAUAAUCUCUCAGUUUUCUGUGACCACAACUAUACUGUGGAGGAUACAAUGCACCAGAGGAAAAGGAUUCAUCAGCUAGAACAACAAGUGGAAAAACUCAGAAAGAAGCUCAAAACUGCACAGCAGCGAUGCAGAAGACAAGAACGACAGCUUGAGAAAUUAAAGGAAGUUGUGCAUUUCCAGAAAGAGAAAGACGAUGUAUCAGAAAGAGGUUAUGUGAUUCUACCAAAUGACUACUUUGAAAUAGUUGAAGUACCAGCAUAAAAAUAUGAAAUGUGUAUUGAUUUUUAGUGGGUCAAUACACAUAUCCUCUUCUAGCCUGUAAAGGAGUUUAAUUUGAAAAAUAACACUUGAUUACUUGUGUAAAACAAUUCAGAAUAUUUUUUAAAAAAUAAAUUAGAUAUAUACUGUAA
This is a messenger RNA of Cynocephalus volans (Philippine flying lemur), 1041 nucleotides long. RefSeq names its product THAP domain containing 1 (gene THAP1). Bases 251 to 892 code for a protein of 213 amino acids. Gene Ontology annotation, molecular function: sequence-specific DNA binding. NCBI's taxonomy places the organism in Eukaryota, Metazoa, Chordata, Mammalia, Dermoptera, Cynocephalidae. The record is from RefSeq and is a predicted model, not a curated record. The transcript has 3 exons.